Caenorhabditis elegans is the source of this 880-nucleotide messenger RNA. It is a transcript of the gene nssp-24, whose product is annotated as Neuropeptide-Like Protein. The transcript is spliced from 2 exons. The record is from RefSeq and is marked reviewed. The coding region runs from base 307 to 528 and encodes 73 amino acids. Lineage: Eukaryota; Metazoa; Nematoda; Chromadorea; Rhabditida; Rhabditidae.
UGAUUUUUUUAAAGUAUUAGAUGUAGUUACUUCGAGGAAAUCCGUUUCAAAAUAAGUUCUAAAAUCUCUUCAUCCUGCUUCUCCUUCCAUCUGCUCAUUAAAUCCUUUUCCUGUACGGAGCAACAUUCUCUAUUCAUUCAUUGUCCCUCCACCCUUCUUCCUUCGUCGAGAAGUAGGAGGCGGAGUCGGGCUCGAAAUUAGCCCCGCCCCUCUUCACCUCACUCAAGAGAGUCGUGUGUGUAUAUAUGCCUGCCUAUAAAACAAGUUGAUUCAGGCACGCCUUCACAACUAUUCCCCUUUCAUAAAAUGCUCAGUUCAACAGUGGUACUUGCUGCUCUUCUGAUUUUGGCAAUUGUUGGACUAAUUCAGAGUCAACCUAUACAAGAUAAUAACCUAUAUGGCUUCAAUGAGCUAGAAGACGCCGAGGCUCCAUACCUGAUGAAUCUUUUAAAACGAACAGCCGUCUUCUUCCCAAAUGGUAACCACGACAAAAUGAUCAAGGCGAUUCUGAAGUCUCGACGAUACUGAUUCAACUUACCACUUUAUCAAUUAAUUUAUAUUUUUUAUUUUCUUAAAACAAGCCACGACAUUCACUUCUCAUCCCUUACAAUAUUUGUUUGUUUAACUAUAUCUGCCCAUUUGCCUUAUAUGUAUUUUUAAUGUAUUUUAAGCAUGUUCCUAAAAAAAUCAAAACCCUUUGAAAAAAAAAACAAAAAAUCUCCUACCAACCAACGCUGACUGACACUUUGAUACUCGAGGACCAUAGGAUGUUCACUCAUUUGUUUUUUCCCUUAAUUUUCAACUAUAUAAUAGUUGCAUUCAGUUUCCAUUUUUAUUUUGUUUUCUUCUUCAUCAAUCAAAUGAAACAAAUAACAUUUUA